GCCAUGCCGGGUUUUGGCCCCCUUGUCUCCCAGUCUUGGCUCAGUGCCGCAGAGCGCGAUGCAUUGUGGGAAUGACCGUUCAGGACUGCGUGGUGGGAGGCCGCAAUCUCUCUAAUGAGACUGUCUCCGCCUCGUCCCGCCGCAGGGUCCGCUCCGCCUCCCUCUGUCCCUACCGUGGACCCUGGAGCUGAGAGGCCUCAGCUUCCCUGGAAGGUGAAGGGUGGAGAGGACACACCCCCAGGAGCCCACUCCUCCCUUGAGAUCUUCCCCCAGGCUGGAGGGCAGCACCUGAGGUGAAGGAGUAGCCCCAGGCUCCGUGGAUGGGGCAGUGACUCCAGGCAGUCAGAGCAGGGAGAGCCCAGCCAGGACGGGGACCAUGGCAGAGCUGGUGCUGGUGCCAGAGGGGAGAGGAGCUCAGCCUACACGACAUGAGGAGGGAAUGAACUCUGGCUUCCUGACAGUGAGAAUUCAGGCAUCAGUGACAUUCAGGGACGUGGCUGUGGACUUCAGUGGGGAGGAGUGGAGAUGUCUAGCACCUGCCCAGAGGGCCCUGUACAGGGAUGUGAUGUGGGAGACCUAUGAGAACCUCGUCUUCCUAGGAAUUCCUGUUUGCAUACUGGACGUGAUCUCCCUGUUGGAGAGAGAAGCACCAUGGAGGUCCAAGGGAGAGAUUCACAGAGGCCUUUGUCCAGAUUUCCUUCAUGAGAACAGGUUUGAAAGCAAGGAUUCAAGUCUGAUACAGGGCGUUUGCAUGGGAGCAUCAUUCAAGAAAAGGCUGCCUAAGGAUAUGGUAGUCAGGCAUUGCAAGAUAGGAGAAGCUAGGGAAUGUGAUGUUUCUUUGGAGAAACAGAAGUACAAGCAGGAGAGACAAUCCAGACAAGUAACAGUCACUCCCAGAACAACUUUUAAUAAAAUGGUCCUACCUCACUGUUCUCCAUUUGGGAGAAAUUUGAGUCUGAGGUCAAUCUUGAUUUCACUGUGCAGAGAGACGAUGGGAAAAUGUCUCCAUCAAUAUAAGACACAUGGAAUGAGCUUCCAGAAUUAUCCUGACCUAAUUACAUGUAAUACACUUUCUUUAGGGAGGAACCUUUCCAAGUAUUACAAAUGCAGGAAGCCCUUCAGUUACCACUCAGAUGUAGUUAAAUUUUAUAGAAUACAUGAUGGAAGUAAGUUAGCACAUAUUAAACACACUGAAUAUGAGAAAGCCUUCAGCCACAGGCGAAGCCCAACUAAACAAAAGAUUCAUAUUAGAAAUAAAUCCUUUGCAUAUAAUGAAUGUAAGAAAGACUUUACUUGGAAAGCAAACCUUAUUUGCCACCAGAAAACUCAUACUGAAGAGAAACUCUUUCAUCAUAAUGAAUGUGGAAAAACCUUCAACAGGAGGGAUGACCUUUCCAGACAUAAGGGAACUCAUACCGCAGAGAUAUCUUUUGCAUGUAAUGAAUGUGGCAUAAGCUUUAAGCACUGGUCAAAUCUUUUUACCCAUCAAAGGACUCAUACAGGAAAGAAACCUUUUGUGUGUAAUGAAUGUGGGAAAGCCUUCAGUGAGAGUGUAGUACUCAAAAGCCAUCAGAGAAUUCAUACUGGAGAGAAACCCUUUGAAUGUAAUGAGUGUGGGAAAGCAUUUAGCCAGAGGGGACAUCUUAUUACCCAUCAGAGAAUUCAUACUGGAGAGAAACCCUUUGCAUGUAAUUCAUGUGGGAAGGCUUUCAGCCAACGUGAAAUACUCAAAAGCCAUCAGAGAAUUCAUACUGGGGAAAAGCCUUUUGUAUGUACUAAAUGUGGGAAAGCCUUUAGGCAUAGGUCAAGCCUUAUUAUCCAUCAAAAAAUUUAUAUUAGGGAGAAGCCCUUUGCAUGUGAAGAAUGUGGAAAAGCCUUCAGUAAGAGCGAAGUACUCAGAAACCAUCAAAGAAUUCAUACAGGAGAGAAACCCUUUGCAUGUAAUAAAUGUGGAAAAGCAUUUAGGUAUAAUUCUAGCCUUAAAACCCAUCAGAGGACUCAUAGUGGGGAGAAACCUUUUGAAUGUAAUGAAUGUGGAAAAUCCUUCAGUGAGAGUGUAGUACUCAAGAGGCAUCAGAGAAUUCACACUGGAGAGAAACCUUUUGAAUGUAAUGAAUGUGGAAAAUCCUUCAGUGAUAGUGUAGUACUCAAAAGCCAUCAGAGAAUUCAUACUGGUGAGAAACCCUUUGAAUGUAAUGAAUGUGGGAAAGCAUUUAGCCAGAGGGGACAUCUCAUUACCCAUCAGCGAAUACAUACUGGAGAGAAACCAUUUGCAUGUAGUGAAUGUGGGAAAGGUUUCAGAAAUAGGACGAAUCUUAUCACUCAUCAUAGAACUCAUACUGGGGAGAAACCCUUUGCUUGUUGUGAGUGUGGGAAAGCUUUUAGCAGGAGGGAACAUCUUACUAGACAUCAGAGAACUCAUACUGGAGAGAAACCCUUUGCAUGCAAUGAAUGUGGGAAAGCCUUUAGGCACCGGUCACACCUUAUUACCCACCAGAGAACUCAUACUGGAGAGAAACCCUUUGUGUGUGAUGAAUGUGGGAAAACCUUCAGCCAGAGUGAAAUACUCAAAAGCCAUCAGAGAAUUCAUACUGGGGAAAAGCCUUUUGUAUGUACUGAAUGUGGGAAAGCCUUUAGGUAUAGGUCAAGCCUUAUUAUCCACCAAAGAACUUAUAUUGGGGAGAAACCCUUUGCAUGUGAUGAAUGUGGGAAAGCCUUCAGUGAGAGUGAAGUACUGAAAAGCCAUCAAAGAAUGCACACUGGAGAGAAACCUUUUGAAUGUAAUGAAUGUGGGAAAGCCUUCCGCCAUAGAGGGCAUCUUAUUAAUCAUCAGAGAACCCAUAGUGGAGAGAAACUCUUUUCAUGUAGUGAAUGUGGUAAAGCCUUCAGUGAAAAUGAAUUACUCAAAAUCCAUCAGAGAAGUCAUACUGGUGAGAAACCCUUUGAAUGUAAUGAAUGUGGGAAAAGCUUCAGCAGGAGGGAACACCUUAUUAACCAUCAGAGAAUUCAUACAGGAGAGAAACCUUUUGCUUGUCAUGAAUGUGGGAAGGGCUUCAGCCAAAGGGGGAAUCUUAUUAUCCAUCAGAGAAUUCAUACUAGGGAGAAACCCUUUGUACAUAGUGAAUGUGGGAAAGCUUCCAUUGAGAGUGUGGUACUCAAAAGCCAUCAGAGGAUUCACACUGAAGAGAAAUCCUUUGAAUAUGAAGAAUGUAGGAAAGGUUUCAGCCAUAUGACAAAUUAUUUCUUAUCAGCAAACUGAUACUGGGGUAGAUACUUUCUGUACAAUUAAUAUAGAAAAGUCUUUAGUGAGAAUAAAGUACUCAAGUUAGAGAAUUCAGUGCAGAUAAGUCUUUUCAAUGUAUAGAAGCUUUCUGCAGAUUACUAAUCACAUAACUCAUUGGAGAGAGACCAUUUACAUUUCUAUGAAUUUGGGAAAGACUUCAGUGGAGAGGGAAGUACUUAAAGAAUGUGCACUAGUGGGAAACCCCCCGGUAUAAUGGAUGUGGGACAAAUAUUGUUGAAAAUGUUAUUAACGGGGGCAGCUAGAUGGCGCAGUGGAUAGAGCACCGGCCCUGGAGUCAGGAGUACCUGAGUUCAAAUCCGGCCUCAGACACUUAAUACUUAACUAGCUGUGUGACCCUGGGCAAGUCACUUAACCCCAAUUGCCUCACUAAAAAAAAAAAAAAACAAAACAAAAAACAGAAAAUGUUAUUAACCAUCAGAGAAUCCAUACUAGAGAAAAAAUUCUUUGUAUGUAAUUAAUGUGGAAGGCCUUUAACCAACUUAGAAUUGUAUUUGCCUGUUAGCAAAUCUUAUUUCUCAUCUAAUAAAUCAUACUGGAAACUUUUUAGAUGUAACAAAUAUGAGGAAAUCUGUAGACAAACCUUAUUAGAGGUGUUGAAACAUUUUUAAUGUAAUAAAAUGAAUAAUUGCUUAUGAUUCCAUGUUGACUUGGCUUGGGGGGGGUCCUCUAAAGUAAGUGAGGAAUCU
Molecule: messenger RNA, 3990 nt
Organism: Dromiciops gliroides (monito del monte)
Lineage: Eukaryota; Metazoa; Chordata; Mammalia; Microbiotheria; Microbiotheriidae
Product: oocyte zinc finger protein XlCOF6-like
Exons: 6
Coding region: 377-3259 (960 amino acids)
Biological process (GO): regulation of transcription by RNA polymerase II
Cellular component (GO): nucleus
Molecular function (GO): RNA polymerase II cis-regulatory region sequence-specific DNA binding; DNA-binding transcription factor activity, RNA polymerase II-specific
Source: RefSeq, a predicted model, not a curated record